Messenger RNA from Cannabis sativa, 613 nucleotides. RefSeq lists its product as uncharacterized. The transcript is spliced from 4 exons. The record is from RefSeq and is a predicted model, not a curated record. Lineage: Eukaryota; Viridiplantae; Streptophyta; Magnoliopsida; Rosales; Cannabaceae. The coding region runs from base 132 to 434 and encodes 100 amino acids.
UUUUUUUCACUCGACCAUUGCAAGACCUGAAACUGAAAGUGCAAUUUCUCUCAGUUGCCUGAAAGCUCACUUAUGGCGAAUCUUGUAUAUUGAAUCUCAGAUUGUGGAUCAUUUAUCAACAAGGCUUCAAAAUGAGUGCAGGUGGUGCCUUUGGUGGAAAUAGGGGACUGAGACCAGUACCUCCAGAGAAAGGAGUUUUCCCUUUGGAUCAUAUGCAUUUGUGUGACUUGGAAAAGAAAGAAUAUCUUAGCUGCCUUAAAUCUCUAGGCCAUCAUUCUGAUAAAUGCAGAAGCUUCUCAAAAAAGUACCUCGAAUGUCGAAUGGAGAAGAAUUUGAUGGCAAAACAGGACAUGUCUGAACUUGGAUUUGGAAAGGAUGGUGACACAGAAGGGUCUAAAGAGAAAGCCACUGAGAGAAUUGAUGGCCAGAGCUAACAAUUUUUCUGGAAAAUGACCAUAGAAAUUAUUUUUACCCCCUUAAUUCUUGAGUCUUCAUUCCAAAUGUAUCUUUAAUAUAAAUGAUACCUUCUGUGUUAUGGGUUGUCUUGUAAAGAUUACAAAAUAUAAUUUUUAUCACAUGUCUUAUAAUUUUAGGCAUAAUUAGAGUAAGAAAA